UCAGUAGUGUGUUGUGUACAAACUGUACAUCGAUACAAUAACGGUCAUAUAUGGUGAGUAAAGAGAAGCACAACCACCCAAUAACGGUCAUAUAAUGCAGGGAAGACAGACAGACAGAAAAAACCCAGAGGGAAAGACAAGAAGUAGGACCUAACAGUAGGACCCACUAGUGUCACCCUCCAGCCCCCCGUGAAUGUAGUGUCGGUGAGAGUGUACGGCCCCACACAGAUGUACAGACGACGGUCUUCACCAUCCCACCAUCUUUGUCUCAACAAUAACAACGACAGCUCUUGUGUUUCUGCUCCAGCCAGGCUAGACCUGGGAACUCACGGAAUUCUCCACAUAUCAACAACAACAACAGCAACAACAUCAACAACGACAACAACAACAGCAACAGCAACAACAACAGCAACAACAAUAAUAAUAACAACAACAGAGGCUACAAAAGCAGUGGUGAUGACUUGACUUCAGCAGUUGAGACAAAGACCGAGGCAAACUUCCAAUCAUGGCCGCCCUGUCUGGGCAUUUCUGUGUGACCUUGACCUUGCUGCUGACUUUCUGCUGUCUGGCAACUUCCGCCUACAGGAGCUGCUAUGACGUAGACACGAGUGUGGGUGUGGUCACCCUGGCACAUGGCGACAGGGCGUGCGCAGGAGUGGGUGCGGUGGGGCAGCUAGGGAGGACAUGGGUGCAAUGUGUGGAUGGAAUGGCUAGAUACAGGAGCUGUUUUGGACACUGGAGGUUUGACGUGAGGAAGAAGAGGUGCACGCCGGCCGGGACUGCCUCCUGUACACUCACACACGUCGCUCACACGGCUCACAGACACAUUUCAGCACCACCACACGUCGCUGCACAGUACGGAUGGCGGAGUGUGACGUCAUAGGUACCACCUCACCCAGGAAUACGUCACAAGACAACGGACAAAUUUGUCAGGAAGUGGCCAUCCACAACGGACGUCACAAUGUCAAGGUCACGCUGGACCACGGCCAGUACGCAUGCGCAGCUCUAGGUCCUAACGAGAGCAGCUUCCACCUGGGGGUCACGUUUGUCCGCUGUCUGGACGGAGAGGUACAGGAGACUGUCUGCAAGAUGAGACACAGGUGGGAUGUGAACAAGCAGGCGUGUACCCCCGGGCUUGCAAACUGUCAUGGACCUGGAACUGUGCCUUUUGGGGGACCGCGACCUUGGCCCAAAUCUGGCCACAGGAGGUCACUGGUGCGCCACGGACAGAAGUGCACCAAGGUGGCCAUCCAUAACGGACUUCACAACGCCAGGGUCUUGCUGGACGACGGCCAGUACGCAUGCGCAGCUCUGCGCCGGAGAGACAGCGGCUACAACCUGGGCAGGAUAUUUCUCCAUUGUCUCAACGGUGAAAUCAUAGACUUUUCCUGCCGCCGAAGAUACAGGUGGGACAUGAGCAGGCUGGCAUGUGUCCCUGGUCCCGCCAACUGUUUUGCACCUGUGGGUGGACCUGGGGGUCCGCCACAACCCUUCCCCGUACCUGGACCUCUGCCUAGUUCUGACACCCCCAUACCUGGACCUCUGCCCAGUUCGGAUACCUCCAUACCUGGACCUCUGCCCAGUUCAGACAACCCUAUACCCGACCCAUUGCCUAGUUCGGACAACCCUAUACCCGACCCAUUGCCUAGUUCGGACAACCCUAUACCCGACCCAUUGCCUAGUUCGGACAACCCUAUAUCUGGACCUCUGCCCAGUUCGGACAACCCCAAACCUCAACCACCUUCCCGCCCGACUAUUCCGGUCCCCGAUCUCAGACGACAUCACGAUCAUCCCACAAGAAUAAUCUUUGGCAAACUGAGGAAGAUAUACGAGCUCCUGAAAGAGAGGCGCCAUCGACGAAGGAACAGAUGGCCACACAGAGGAGACCAGAGGUUCCCAAUACUUGGAGGACACCCACUAGGACCUCACAGACUUCGGCUGCUAGGACAUCACCGGCUCCCACUAGGACCUCACAGAGGGCCGCUAGGACAUCAUAGAGGACAGAUAGGACAUCAUAGAGGGCCGAUAGGACCUCAUAGACGUCCAGUAGGACAUCCCAGACAGUCCCACAGAGGACAUCACCGAAGGACACACGGGAGACCACCUCAGAGGUUCCCACGAUUCCCUGUCCUGUCCCGAGCUCGUGGCGUCUCAAAAAGACACAGAGAUAGACGCCAGAGACACGGCCCACACACGCCACGCCACUCCACGCCACACGGUACACACACGCCACGCCAUUCUACGCCACGCGUCACCCAUACGCCACGCCACUCUACACCACGUGACCCACACACACCACGCCACUCCACGCCACUCAGCACACACACGCCACUCCACCCCACGCCAAAUGGCACACAUACGCCACGUCAUUCUACGCCACGCGGCACACACACGCCACGCCACUCCACGCAACGCGGCCCAGACACUCCUCUACCACAAAGCCCACGUUUGAUCAGUGAAGGAUAUUCCAACCAGCGACGGCAACCACUCACUAACUGAGGUACUGCACUCAUACCCCGACAUACUGCAUGGACUGGAACCGUGGAUCGCUCAGGUCUGCUCACGUCUGCACACGCCUGACAUGAGACACGCCUGCUUUGCUCACUCCUGACAGCUGACAGGGGACACACCAGCUGUUAGUGGACACACUGGCCGUGGAUGGACACACCUGAGAGUGGACAAUCUGGCGUGUAGUAUGUUGUAGUGGAAUCUCCAGACGGUGUCGGUCAGAAAUAAAACAUCUCA
This is a messenger RNA of Aplysia californica (California sea hare), 2745 nucleotides long. RefSeq lists its product as uncharacterized. The record is from RefSeq and is a predicted model, not a curated record. NCBI's taxonomy places the organism in Eukaryota, Metazoa, Mollusca, Gastropoda, Aplysiida, Aplysiidae.